AUGUCGAUGAGCAGUGAGCGCACUACGCUUGAGCAUGAACCACAAAUACUUGCCAUGAAAGAAGAAGGAGAAAAAGAUGCCCACACGAAUGCCGUACCGAGCUGCGAUGAGAUUGGGUUUUUUCAUGAAGUGGUUUUCGUAUUUUGCAUGUGCUGUGGCCAGCUCUUUUCUCAGGCAGCUGUAGCACAGGCAAUUGCAGCCACCAAAGGAAUUGCCAACACUUUUGGGGUGGAAGAUCUGCCCGGUGAGCAAGCUUGGUUCACAGCGUCAUUUUCUCUGACGGUUGGAACAUUUAUUUUGGCAUCUGGAAAAUUCGGCGAUAUGUUCGGCUACAAGUUUAUGUAUAUCACAGGUGUGUUGUGGUUUGCCUUGUGGUCGCUAAUUUGUGGAUUUAGUGCAUAUGCCAAAUCAGCCGUUUUCUUCGAUGUUUGCAGAGCUUUACAAGGAGCUGGUCUGGCGUUACUUUUUCCCAAUGGUAUUGCAGUUUUGGGCCAUUAUUAUCCUCCAGGGUCCAUGAAAAAGAAUAUUGUCAUGUGCUUGUUCGGCGCUGCAGCACCUUCUGGAUUCAAUAUAGGCGCUCUAUUUUCCAGUCUUUUUGCUAUGAAAGUUUGGUGGCCGUGGACAUUUUGGGUGUGUGGAAUUGCCUCGGUUUGUCUUGCCGUUUUGUCUUACUUGUUUGUUCCCAAAAAAAUAGGAACUCCAUCCAGAAAGGAGCCUUUCGAUUGGAUAGGCUCAACGUUGGGAAUCAGUGGCUUGAUCCUCUUCAACUUUGCAUGGAACCAAGGGUCCAAUGUGGGCUGGAAGACGGUUUAUAACUAUGUCUUGCUCAUUGUUUCAGUCGGUUUGGUCGUUGCAUUUGACAUAGUCGAGGUUUACUUGAAGCAUCCAAUUGUGCCUAUAAAAUCAUUGAAAGGUGAACCGUCGUUUGUUUUGGGAUGUAUCGCAGCUGGAUGGUCCUGCUUUGGUAUUUGGCUUUAUUACACCUUUCAAUGGGCUUUUUACGUCGACAACGUUAACCCUGUGGUUGCGUCAGUUCAAUUCAUUCCCUGUAGCAUUUCAGGGUUCAUUGCAGCAUUGACCACAGCCUAUCUUCUUCACAAAAUACCGCUGUCUUUUGUCAUGAUGUUAUCGAUGUGUGCCUUCUUUGCGGGCAUAACCGUCAUGGGAACAAGGCAUGUGGGUCAAACGUACUGGGGCCAAAAAUUCGUAUCGUGCCUCAUCCAGCCUUUUGGAAUGGAUAUGAGUUUUCCAGCAGCCACUAUCAUUCUUUCCAACCACUUUCCUCCUUCGAAACAAGGAAUUUCCGCUUCAUUGGUUGCAACAGUCCAAAACUACUCUGUUGCAUUAGGACUUGGAUUCGCAGGUACGGUCGAAAAGUACAAGACCGACCAUUUACCCCAGACUUUUGAUCUGAAAUUGUUAGGUAUCAGAGUUGCAUUCUAUAUGGGAAUGGGACUUGCGGGCCUUGGAGUUGUGUUUUCAGUAAUAGGUGGUAUUCUUCAGUGGAAAGAGGACAGGAAAGCAAAAGUGGACAAGGCACAAGCAAUAAGGAACGAGGGAUAA
Messenger RNA from Meyerozyma guilliermondii ATCC 6260, 1563 nucleotides. RefSeq lists its product as uncharacterized. Gene Ontology annotation, biological process: transmembrane transport. Bases 1 to 1563 code for a protein of 520 amino acids. Gene Ontology annotation, molecular function: transmembrane transporter activity. Gene Ontology annotation, cellular component: membrane. The record is from RefSeq and is a predicted model, not a curated record. The transcript has a single exon. NCBI's taxonomy places the organism in Eukaryota, Fungi, Ascomycota, Pichiomycetes, Serinales, Debaryomycetaceae.